This is a messenger RNA of Peronospora matthiolae, 345 nucleotides long. The record is from the annotation of a GenBank genome assembly. NCBI's taxonomy places the organism in Eukaryota, Oomycota, Peronosporomycetes, Peronosporales, Peronosporaceae.
AUGACUUCGGAAGGCCAUUGUGUUUUUGUGCUGGUCUACGUGGACGAUGUCUUGGUGACUGGAAGCUCGCUCGAGAUGAUUGCGCGCACCAAGAACGACCUCAAGACACGCUUCGAGAUGACGGACAGCGGCAAGUGUGCCUUUGUUCUUGGGAUCGAGUUAUUGGACGGUGAAGAUGGCAGCGUGACUAUGUGUCAGCGCCGUUAUGUCGACGAUGUCCUCAAGCGCUUUGGAAUGGAUGAGUGCAAGGCUGUGGCAAGUCCGGUGGACGUCAGCUCUCGACUGGUUCCGAGCAGCUCUGCAAGCAAGGUGGAUGUCCAUUCCGUGAAGCAGUGGGUGCUUUGA